This is a messenger RNA of Penicillium samsonianum, 675 nucleotides long. Its product is annotated as putative NADH-ubiquinone oxidoreductase subunit GRIM-19. The record is from RefSeq and is a predicted model, not a curated record. The coding region runs from base 34 to 393 and encodes 119 amino acids. NCBI's taxonomy places the organism in Eukaryota, Fungi, Ascomycota, Eurotiomycetes, Eurotiales, Aspergillaceae. The transcript has 4 exons.
CUCCAAGCCCUUAACCCGCUCAUUACCGUCACAAUGCCUCAGGAUAUGCCCCCAACGGGGGGCUACGCUCAAGUCCAGUACAAGCGGAACGUCCCUGCCCGCGGCUUCAAGCCCGCCUACUACAUGAUUGGCAUGCACGUCAUCAUGGCCUACGGUUUCUACAAGUACUUCCACGGUGUCCGUGAGCAGCGUGAGCUCGCCCGUGAGAAGAUGUGGUCCCGUCUGCAUAUCACUCCUCUCCUCCAAGCCGAGGAGGACCGCGACCAGGUCCGCCGGCACUACGCCGACAAGGCACGCGAGAAGGAGCUUCUCGGUACCGAUGCCAAGAUCUACAACUCCGACCGCUUUAUCCGCCCUACUUUCGCCUAUACCCCCGCCAAUCUCACUCAAUAGACAGUCAGACAGUGUCACACUGAUCUUUGAGCGAUAUUGUACCUCCGUUCCCUCCUUUUGACUCUGUAUGAUGCUGGUGUUUUGGGAUGCUUGGUUGGUGACCCCUUGCUUCCAUGGUAUACGGACUGAACUGGGCCUUUCUGAUUGUUGUGGGAGAGCUAGAAGCAUUGUGGUGGUAGUUGGGGUAAACCGUCUCGAAGCCAUUUCGAGGAAAACAUUGUAGAUAUUACUUGCCUAGUGAAGGGUUUAGUUCAGUCUUUUGCAAUAUGUCUUAUUUCUUUA